This is a messenger RNA of Tarenaya hassleriana, 1231 nucleotides long. Its product is annotated as cycloeucalenol cycloisomerase. The coding region runs from base 148 to 1005 and encodes 285 amino acids. Gene Ontology annotation, molecular function: cycloeucalenol cycloisomerase activity. Lineage: Eukaryota; Viridiplantae; Streptophyta; Magnoliopsida; Brassicales; Cleomaceae. The record is from RefSeq and is a predicted model, not a curated record. The transcript has 8 exons.
CAUCCGUACUAACACCCCUCUCCCCACUCGCCACUCUGCAUUUCCCAAGUCAACCUCCUUUCGCUUCACCGUCGUCGGAUCUCAGAUUCUCUGGUGAAACAUCCGCCGCUGCCACAACCAAACCUAGAUCUCUCCGUCGCCGAAAUCAUGGGAGGAUCGGAUUCGAAUUCUCCGAGCUUGUGGUUGGCACCGAACCCGAGCAAGAGAUGGGGCGAACUGUUCUUCCUGUUCUACACUCCGUUUUGGCUCACCCUGUGUUUGGGAAUCGUCGUUCCUUACAAGCUUUAUGAGAGAUUUACGGAGCUGGAGUAUCUGCUGCUGGCUAUGAUUUCAGCUGUCCCAGCGUUCUUGAUACCGAUGGUGUUUGUUGGAAAGGCUGACAGAAGCUUAUGCUGGAAGGACCGCUAUUGGGUUAAGGCUAAUCUCUGGAUAGUUAUUUUUAGCUAUGUGGGAAACUAUUUUUGGACUCAUUAUUUCUUCACUGUUCUGGGAGCUUCAUAUACUUUCCCAUCGUGGAGAAUGAAUGAUGUGCCUCACACGACUUUCCUUCUAACACACGUUUGCUUCCUUUUUUACCACGUUGCGUCGAACAUGACUCUUCGAAGGCUACGGCAUGCAAUUACUGAUUUGCCAGAUAAACUGAAAUGGUGUUUUGAGGCCGCAUGGAUAUUGGCGCUUUCCUAUUUCAUUGCCUACCUGGAGACUAUAGCUAUUGCAAAUUUUCCUUACUAUGAUUUUGUGGAUCGGAGUGCCAUGUACAAAGUUGGUUGCUUGUUCUAUGCCAUCUACUUCCUUGUGAGCUUCCCGAUGUUUUUCAGAAUCGACGAGAAGUCUAGUAACGAAUGGGAUUUACCCCGAGUGGCAAUCGACGCACUUGGCGCUGCAAUGUUAGUGACAAUCAUUCUCGAUCUGUGGCGUCUCUUCUUAGGACCUAUAGUUCCAGUUCCGGAGACCAAACAGUGCCUUGAACCGGGAUUGCCAUGGUUUUCCGGGCAAAGCCGUUGAACCUCAGACUCUUUCUAACCACAACAAGAAGAGCUCUUUCUAACCACAAGUGUUUGUAUCGUACUUGUUGUUGGCAGUUUCGCUGUUUAUACAUUAUGACGACAAUGCAGUAAGAGGGAGUUGUGCAAAGAGUUGAUAUUUUGUAUGCUUCUGUUGUUGUCUGCUCAUCUAUUUAUUUUUUUUGUAAACCAGAAGAUUUUUUUUUCUUGCCGAUGUUUACGAAAUU